Anastrepha obliqua is the source of this 2258-nucleotide messenger RNA. RefSeq names its product endothelin-converting enzyme homolog. The transcript has a single exon. Lineage: Eukaryota; Metazoa; Arthropoda; Insecta; Diptera; Tephritidae. The record is from RefSeq and is a predicted model, not a curated record. Gene Ontology annotation, biological process: protein processing. Gene Ontology annotation, molecular function: metalloendopeptidase activity. The coding region runs from base 16 to 2136 and encodes 706 amino acids. Gene Ontology annotation, cellular component: plasma membrane.
UUUCGCUACGUCAAAAUGCCGAGAUUUGUGCGGUUAUCGCUGCAUUUGUGUGUCGCUCUAAGCAGCGCAAUCGCUUUGAGUUGUUUCGCAUUUCAAGUUGCGGCUCAACGUGACGCGAGCAACCGCGAUAUUGAAGGAAAAAUCAUACGCAAUGCUAAGGCAACCGAGGUACUCAAAUAUAUGAAUCUCUUAGCCGAUCCAUGCAAUAACUUUUACGAAUUUGCAUGCGGCAAAUGGCCAGAACAUCAGCCACAACUUGAAGAGGGUGACGCGCUAAUCUCAGUCCAAACACAGCUGAUUCAACGUGUACAAACAGAUGUACAACGGCUGCUCGAUGCAAUCAAUGCUAAGACCAACAGUAAACGCAAUGUAGACAAACGCAAAAUUAAAGAAUUCUACAUGUCCUGUUUGACAGUUGCGCGUUCGUCCGAUAUGCAGAAGAAUUUCCUAAUGAAUUUUGUUAAGGAAUAUAACGGCAUGCCUCUGCUUUCGGUCACCAACUGGAACAUCAAUUACGAUUGGGUGCAAGUAAUCGCGCGCUUACGUCUCAACUACGGUUUCGACUUUCUAAUUGGAAUGGACGUUGAAAAAAAGGGCCGAGCUGUCAUAUCUUUGACUGAACCGAAAACGACAUUGAUUCCGCGCAAUUUGUGUAGCGCUGGUUCCGCUCUGGAUGCGGACAAACGCGAUGCAAUCUCCGAACAAUUGCAGACGGAGGUGUCGAAGAAUUUACAAGCUUGGUUGGCGCUAAGAGCCGACGAAACGGAUCGCGUAGCUGGCGAUAUUAUACGUUUCGAGUUCGAGUUGUGCAGGUUUAUGAGGGAAGAAGAAUCGUUGCCACCGUCGAAAGAUAGCAAAUCCGAGCGAAUUGUCUACGAGGGACGAGAUUUGUCAGAUCUGUCGAAACAAUUUGGCAAUAUAAUCAAUUUCGGAAAGUAUUUGGAUAUAAGUCUGAAUACGAGCACUGCAAACGUGGAGAUUGUUAUGCAAUCGCCGAGAUAUUUUCAACAUUUGGCGCGUGUUGCCCGCAACAAUCCCAAGCCAACGCUGACCAAUUACAUAAUGUAUCGCGCCCUCUCCGCCAUCAACUUUCCUCGCGAUGAGGCCAAAUACCCGCCUGCACCGUAUUGCACAGAGCUCAUCAUGCGCUACUUCCCUAAAUUUAUUGGUCAGCUGUAUUAUUCGAGCACAAACAUUUCAUAUCAUCGUAGCGCGAUUCAAGCCGAUUUAGAGCAACUUUUUGGCACAAUCAAGGAGGCAUUGAGGGAGACUUUGAAUGUAGAUGGUUUGCCCGAGAAUGCGCGUCGAAUUUUUCAAAAUAAACUUAUGCUCUACGAAACGCUGUCUUUUCCCAAAAAUAAAAACGCCAAUCUGCGUGAUCUGCCAUCGCUGGAGCGUAGAAAUUUCUGGCUCAUGCAAGAUAUCGUCAUGAAAUACCGGGGCUACAAGGAGCAGCAACGUUUUUAUGGUGGCGAUGCUGAGGUAGAUGAAAAUAGCGUCGAAUACACGGAUAUACAAAUGAAGCUGGAGGAAAAUGGCAUCGUUACCGGUUGGGGUAUUUUACAUCCACCUUUCUAUGAUUAUGUCUAUGCGAAAUCUUUAAAGUAUGCCAUAAUCGGUCAACGCAUUGCACGUGAGCUGGUUGGCGCUAUGAUACCCGAUGAGGAAGAGACUGAGAUUACACGUGACGAAUCGGUUAUGGAAGCAUUCAAUAACAUAUCCGAGUGCUAUCGCAUGCAGUACAGCAACUUUUUAUACAACAUACCAAACGAAUUCUACAAUACCAGCAAAUUGCGUGAACUAAUGACGGAUAGUGCGGGCUUAAAUGUGGCCUUCAAAGCCUAUCUCGCAUGGCUGGAGUCGGUGGAUCCGAGCAAUCGCGAAAUUUUAAGGCGUGAAACUCUGCCCGGUGUUGACUUUACAAAUACACAAUUAUUUUUCAUCAGUUUUGCGCAAUCCCGUUGCUAUGCCAAAUACAUGAGUGAGCCGCCACCGACGUUCUUGCCCUUGGGCACACACACCGAAGAACUCUUCGACGUAAAUGGAGUGUUGGCAAAUAAUGUGGAGUUUGCGCGCGAAUUUGGAUGUACGCCAGGUGCGGAGAUGAAUCCUGAUGAAAAAUGUACGGUGUAUUAAAGUGAAAUUAAAUUUUAAGCAAACGUAUUGGUAUUUGAAAAUAUUGAAAAAUAAUGAAAAAAAUUGUGUUGCAUUUAUCAUAGAAAAAAAUAUAUAUUAAAAAUCUUAAUUUAAAAACUUAA